Callithrix jacchus (white-tufted-ear marmoset) is the source of this 2112-nucleotide messenger RNA. It is a transcript of the gene MESP1, whose product is annotated as mesoderm posterior bHLH transcription factor 1. Gene Ontology annotation, molecular function: DNA-binding transcription factor activity, RNA polymerase II-specific; RNA polymerase II cis-regulatory region sequence-specific DNA binding; protein dimerization activity. The record is from RefSeq and is a predicted model, not a curated record. Gene Ontology annotation, biological process: mesoderm formation; heart morphogenesis; somite rostral/caudal axis specification. Gene Ontology annotation, cellular component: nucleus. Lineage: Eukaryota; Metazoa; Chordata; Mammalia; Primates; Cebidae.
CUUUCACUACUCAAUACGAGGCUACCUGUAGUUCUUUGUAGGUGCCUUUCAUCAGGUUGAUGAAAUUCCUCUCUAGUAGUUUGCUGAGAAUUUUUAUUAUGAAGGGUGUUGGAUUUUGUCAAACGCCUUUGCUGCAUCAUAUCUACUCAUAUUUCACUGGGAAAACCUGUUAUACCUGUCUCAAAAUGGCAGAACAUCUGGUAAAGCCUAGUGGUGACAGCUGUGGCAAGAGGCUGAGCCCCAGACCCUGACAGGCUAAGGUGUCCUGGGGUUGGAGAAGCAGGCUCGCCCGUCCCUCUGCUCAGAAGGUCCAGCAGCCUGACCAGAUUCCGCAGCUUGCUGGGUUUUCCGGGGACUGCUUCCCUGCACGGUCCACACACCUGUCCCAAUGUCCUCACCAGGGAAGGGUCUACCCAGGGCCAGCCUGCCUCAAAGAAGAAGUGGUUUACUGUUUUUCCCGCUUUUAGAGGGAAUGAGGCCCCUGCUCCUGGUCCUUACUGUAGUCCACUGUCCAGCUGGCGCAUGCCCUGAGGCUCCCAUUAUACAAAUUGGAAGCUAAAGUGCAAAAGAACUAAGAAUUUGCAUAAGGUUCCCAACAGGCGAAGAAGGACUCCAAACGUAGGAAGUAGAGUUCGUUUUUCUGAUCCAGCUUCCUUUAACCUGCAGGGCUGCCCCAGAGCCCCGGGCUUCACCCAGCACUGGGUGCAGGCGGGAAGCCUGAGAGGCUGAUUCGGGCGCCCAAGCGAGGGCCCAGUUGAGUGAAACGGGAGCACCAAGGGGCUGGCACCUUGGCCCCCCGUGGAUUCAAAGGGUCGGGCUCCGCCCCCUCCCGGCCCCGAGUCCGCUUUGAUGUGCUGAUGCGGCCUGGAAGGGGCCACUUCACACCUCUGGCGCGGCAUAUAGCGGUCGCCAGUCCCUGGCCGGCAGACCCGUCGCCCCCGCUAUGGCCCAGCCGCUGUGCCCGCCGCUCUCUGAGUCCUGGAUGCUCUCCGUGGCCUGGGGCCCCGCUCGGCCGCCGCCGUCCUCCGAAAGGGACUGCUCCGCUCCCUCGUCCCCAGACUUGUGGGGCAGCCCCGUGCCAAGCCCCGCGCCACCCGGCGCCCGCCCGGACCCCGGCGCCGGGACAAUGGGGAGACGCAGCACGCGCAGCAGUCGCCUGGGUAGCGGACAGCGGCAGAGCGCCAGCGAAAGGGAGAAACUGCGCAUGCGCACGCUGGCCCGCGCCCUGCACGAGCUGCGCCGCUUCCUGCCGCCGUCCGUGGCGCCCGCCGGCCAGAGCCUGACCAAGAUCGAGACGCUGCGCCUGGCCAUCCGCUACAUCGGCCACCUGUCGGCCGUGCUGGGCCUCAGUGAAGAGAGUCUGCAGCGCCGACGCCCGCAGCGCGGGGACGCGGUGUCCCCUCGGGGUUGCCCGCUAUGUCUCGACGGCGGCCCCGCGCAGUCUCAGACCGAAACCGAGGGGUGGGAGCCCGGGCCGGGGCCGGGGCCGGGGCCGGGGCAGGGGCGCGGGCUGGGCCUGGGCUCCGCCGUCUGCGCCGGGGCGUCCUGGGGAUCCCUGCCCGCCUGCCCCGGAGCCCGACACGCGCCGGAGCUGCGCGACCCGCCUGCGCUCUUCGCCGAUGCGACGUGCCCGGAAGGGCAGGCGAUGGAGCCGAGCCCGCCGUCCGCCGUUAGUGCCUUCCCCUUCCCCCCGCGCACAGCCCCACCGCCCGCCACUGCCAGGACCGGGCACCGUAGCGCUCCCUGCCCGCAGCUUGCUCCUUCCCGCCGACGUGCUGGCCCUGCUGGAGACCUGGAUGCCCCUCUCGCCUUGGAGUGGCUGCCGGCCUGAGGAGCCCAAUGACAGCGGACAACUGACGCCCUCUCUGUGAGCACCGAGGCCGUUGUGGCCUCAGCACCUUCGAGGUGGUUCCUCUGCCAACUGCCUUUUCUGGAAGGGGGCACCGCGAUUCCAGCAGGGGCAUUGCUGCGGGUGAGAGCCGUCCCCACUGUGCCGGCUCUUCCCAGCGCCCCUAUCCCUGGAGGGACCCGUAGGGUUAGAGGCUUUGAGGCAAUCAGGAAGCUCUGCCUGAUGUGAAUUUAUUUAUUUGUGAAUAAACUGUGCUGAUGUCA